AAUCAGGAAUAUUCUCAGUUUUUUAAGUUCAAAAUAUCCUUAUUUGAUCCGAAAUUUUAGGCAUUGCUUUUGACUUGAUCUUAAUUUACAUUCUUAGAUUUCCAGAUUCUAAGUAUAUGUAUAAAAAAAUAUAAAAGUUCCUAAUGACUUUUAGUCAUUAUUAAGCUGGGAGAUAUAUAAUUUCAAACGAUAUGUUUAAUACCCUUAGUUCUUUCCGAGUACGAUCAAUUUGUAAUCGGUGUAACACUAUCCUGCAACCUACCAAGCUUACUCUACGGCUUUGCAUUUUCGUUAGUCGCUUGAGUAGACACUCUAUCGAGUGUAAAGGAUUCCUCUAAUGAUGCUUUCUGCUUGAAAUAACUGUUCGUUUUUUCAGAAACGCUUUUGGGUAUCGAUGAAACUUGAAGCUCACAUUAGAAUGAUGAUACUUGCUUAAGAUCGUUCUUUCAAGAGAUUUUUAUUGUACUGAAAAUUUCUCUUUUUCUUAUAAUAUUUUUCCACUUAUUUUUCUGUUUUUUAGAACAUGAUAUUCUUACACUUUCAAAGCUCGUCGCUUGAUCAAUUAAAUCCUGUUCUCCUGCAUUUAGCGAUGCUUCCUGUGUUACCUCUUUCGUCUCAGACUGGCGAAUAUGCUAUUUCAAAUGCGAAAAACGAAUAGUUGAUGAUUUGUAUUGGUACCUGGUAACAAGGUAUUGGCUGAUAUCUUGUUAAGUACUCUGACGGAUAUUGCUUGUGGUUUUAGAAAUUGUUUCGAACUUCGAUGCUCCUCCUAUUGUAAAGAAACGUUCUCUCUGCGUAGCAAUUUUUGUUUUGAACUAGGACAGUAUUUACAAUUAGCAAACAUCCGCCGUUGUACAUAAAUUCUAUUGGUUUCGAAAUUAGCGAGCAAUAUCUAAUUAAAUGCUCGCUUCUGCAAAACAAUAUCAACACUUGAAUGCUUUUGUAAAGGAGUUGAAAAUCAUCCAGGCAUCCGUUGGAAAGGUGACUGGGGCAAAAAUUAUCUGACGUCAAAGUCUUCGACGUGAUGGCACAGAAGCUGAUGAAUAAUAUCACCCUAAACAGAGAUAAUCGAUUAAUUUUGAACGCGUUUCGUAGCUAAGAAUAAGUUCGCGUGACGUAGAGCUUUAUUUGUAACGAGAAAAGGUGUUGCGUACCGUAUUCAAACUCAUGAUUUUCAUUUCAUUUAAAAAAUGAAAGAAUCAACCAGAGAUGAGCGAUUCUGCUUUGAACUUAUAUAUAGGCUUGUUUAGAAUUUAAUAUUUGUUAAUAUACAUACAGCAUAUCUAUUGUAGUUAAAUGUUCGUUUCCAGAAAAUAUUAGAGAAAAUGUAAAGGUAUUUACGACAAUAUAAAGUUCUCCUUUAAAACGCAUUAAGCGUUAUGAUCAUCAUCUUCCUGUUGGAAUAUUCCUUUUGGUUCUCAUGGAUAAAGUGCACAUUGGAAGCAGAGAAUUUAUUAGUUGAACAUGAAACAUGUUUUUUUAUUAGAUCUUAAAUUAAAUUAGCCUGACGAAGGGCGCUGGAAUAUAAUUAUAAUGUACAAGUAAUUAUACUUCGACUACAACAAUAAGUCAACCUUUGUGAGAGCAUGCGCAAUAUCGACUUUUCAUGGGAAACACGGUAGUGAGUUCAACGGGGAUGGAUCUCACAGAACUCGUGCAUCCGUUGCGUCGGUUUUACUCAAGAAGCUAUUAAUGAAAGCGGUAAAAUGAGUGACAGAAAAUUCCUUCAAGUAACGAUAGAAUCUAGUAGAUUUUCAACGUGAUCUUUAAAUUGUGCUUUGUCUUAAAUUUGUUUAAAUAGUUUUGCAUCCGUAUCCACUAUGUUAACGGGAAUAUUUAAAGGAACGCUUUUAUGUUGCGAUGACGAAAAUUCUACCUGGAAUAGUAUAAUUAACGCGGACAGACAUCCUCUCAAUGAGACUACGUCUGUAUUACGUGUCCUUUAUAGGAUAGUAAUUCCUACGAUCGUAAUUAGCGGCAUUUUUGGCAAUGUUUUAAUAUUCCUGGUGUUAUCUACUCCGGUGUUUCGAGGAAUUUCGUACCUAUAUCUCCGAGGAUUAACUUUAGCAAACGCCGGGGUUCUUCUGUCUUGGAUACCUGUAUUUAUUAGAUUAGGAUAUGGAACGAGGAACAAUUACCCGUCUGUUUUUUACCACGCUCAUAUAGAACUGGUUGCCGUAAACACGUUCGCUAUAGCCAGCAUUUCAAUUAUGACUUGCUUAAUUGUCGAUCGAUAUAUCUUCAUUUUUUUCCCGGUUCGCAUCCGCAGCAGAAACGCACGCAAAAAUAUUCGCUCUUUUAUCCUGUGCUCUUUUAUUCUUGGAUUCGCGGUAAGCGCUCCACUAACAGGAAUGAGAACAGUAUAUGAACAGCAAGAAGAUACCGGAACUCUCUUCACUCUGCGUGAAAACACCUCUAUCACCCGAAGUGCUUUAUGGAACGCAUACAUUUGGAUCAUGGAAGUCGUGCUACGACUCUGCCCAACUAUAAUUCUUCUUUUACUGAAUAGCUUUGUGGUCAAAAGAUUUUUGCAGCUCAAUGCUAGGAAGAGAGAAUUUCAGUCGGUUUCGGAGAAGUUUCGUACUGCAAAUGUCCCUGAAACUUCUUUAUUGACCCGUAAUCGAGGAUAUAGAGAAGAACAACAUUUAACUACAUUAAUGUCGAUGAUGGCAAUAUGUUUUAUAGUAACAAUGAUCCCAUCGAUAUUGCUUGAAUUUGUAUAUUAUGAUUAUAAAAGUACAGAUGGUGUUUAUCUCUUAUUUCGAGCAUUUGCUGCUGUCACGGAGCUUUGUAAUUUUGCUAUCCAUAUUAUCAUAUACUUUAUAUGCAGCAGAGUAUUUCGGAAAGAAUUCUUCAAACUUCUUCAGAAUAGAUGUAGGAAAAGUACAGUGGAAGAAGAUCUUGAACGACCAGUAGGCGAAAUCGAAGAUUAUAGUCGACAUGGGACAACAGUUCGAUUAACACCAGAACAGACAAAGUUAAAUUCUCCAGCUUCUGCAAGUAAAUUGAAUCCUAUGGAAGAAGAUAAAGAAUCAGAAGUAUUAAAUGCCUCUGAUAUUGUUUAAAGAUUAUAUUAUAAAUAAAACACUUUACAUGUAA
This is a messenger RNA of Bombus pyrosoma, 3099 nucleotides long. RefSeq names its product syntaxin-like. Gene Ontology annotation, cellular component: plasma membrane; SNARE complex; endomembrane system. The coding region runs from base 1821 to 3065 and encodes 414 amino acids. NCBI's taxonomy places the organism in Eukaryota, Metazoa, Arthropoda, Insecta, Hymenoptera, Apidae. The transcript is spliced from 6 exons. Gene Ontology annotation, molecular function: G protein-coupled peptide receptor activity; SNAP receptor activity; SNARE binding. Gene Ontology annotation, biological process: intracellular protein transport; G protein-coupled receptor signaling pathway; exocytosis. The record is from RefSeq and is a predicted model, not a curated record.